Molecule: messenger RNA, 1611 nt
Organism: Salvia hispanica
Lineage: Eukaryota; Viridiplantae; Streptophyta; Magnoliopsida; Lamiales; Lamiaceae
Product: Cyclophilin-like peptidyl-prolyl cis-trans isomerase family protein
Biological process (GO): protein peptidyl-prolyl isomerization
Molecular function (GO): peptidyl-prolyl cis-trans isomerase activity
Source: RefSeq, a predicted model, not a curated record
CAGAUUAGGCUUUGGAUGAGGCGCGCCAAAACCACACCAUGGCUCUUCCUUUAUCAGCUUCCAUCUUCUCUUCAUCCCUUCCCUUUCCUCAACUCUCUACCCGCUUCUCUCUCCCCACCAAUCCACACCGCAAAUUCAAUCGCAUUCUCGCGAUUAAGGCUUAUGGCCCCACGGAGACAGUGAAUGGACAAGAUUAUUUCCCCGACCUAAAGACAUGGGUACAAAUUGGAAGGAAGCCGUUUGAGAAAUCUUUUGCUGUCAUCGUCCUCUUUCUCCAACUGACAUCACCAAUACCCUCGAUAUUACAUGAUUAUUGGCUCAUUCCUCCAGCUCAAGCGGUACUCUAUUCCCCGGAGACAAAAAUUCCUCGGACUGGAGAACUGGCUUUGAGAAGAGCUAUUCCUGCUAACAAAGAUAUGAAAGCUAUACAGGAUUCUCUGGAGGAUAUAUCAUACUUGCUAAGGAUUCCACAAAGGAAGCCAUUUGGAACAAUGGAGGGAAACGUCAAGAAAGCUUUAAAGAUUGCUGUAGAUGAAAAGGAAGCUAUUCUUUCUAGCAUGCCUGCUGAAUUUAGAGAAAAUGGUUCACUUCUUUAUGCAUCUCUAACCGAUGGACAGGCUGGGCUGAAAAACCUUCUUCAGUACAUCAAGGAUAAAGACCCAGACAAGGUAUCAGUUGGCCUGGCAAAUACGCUGGAUACUGUUGCACAGUUGGAGUUGCUACAGGCUCCAGGAUUAUCAUUUUUGUUGCCUGAGCAAUACAAAAACUACCCAAGGCUUACAGGGAGAGCAAUAGUUGAAUUUGCUAUUGAGAAAGGAGAUGGCUCGACGUUUUCUCCAGCUGCUGGCCAACCCAGAAACACUGCUAUACUUCAGGUUGUUGUAGAUGGAUACUCAGCGCCUCUUACAGCAGGGAACUUUGCUAAACUGGUGGUUGAAGGGGCAUACGAUGGUAUGAAACUAAAUUGCACUGACCAAGCUAUCCUCUCGGACAGCAAGCUAGGAAAAGACAAGGGAUACGUAGUCCCCCUCGAGAUAAUGCCAUCUGGGCAAUUCGAGCCACUCUAUAAAACGACUCUAAGUGUCCAGGACGGGGAGCUGCCUGUGCUUCCACUAUCAGUUUAUGGAGCAGUGGUCAUGGCUCAUAAUCCAGACUCCGAGGAGUAUUCUUCACCGAACCAGUUUUUCUUCUAUCUUUAUGACAAGAGAAAUGCUGGCCUUGGAGGGCUAUCCUUCGACGAAGGCCAAUUUUCUGUUUUUGGUUACACGACCAUGGGGCGAGAAACACUAUCUGAGAUCAAGACAGGGGAUGUGAUCCGAUCUGCAAAGUUGGUAGAAGGCCAGGAUCGCCUCUUUCUGCCUAAACAAGGUUAAAAAUGCCCAUUUCUUUUUCUUUUUUAUUUUCCCAAAUGAAGAUAGAAAUUCUCCAACAUGCUUGCUAGUGUUGCCUGUUUUAAGUAGUUCCAAAUCAGCAGGAGAAAUUAUUAUUUGUAUCUAUCAAGAUGUCAUUUCUGUUGGUUGGAAUCUUUGUAUAUGUAGCAUUUGCAAACAAGAUUCUUGACAAGAAAAAUACAUGUGCGUUUGCCUUCCAAACACAGCAUGUUAUUAUGCA